Molecule: messenger RNA, 960 nt
Organism: Monosiga brevicollis MX1
Lineage: Eukaryota; Choanoflagellata; Craspedida; Salpingoecidae
Exons: 3
Coding region: 1-960 (319 amino acids)
Source: RefSeq, a predicted model, not a curated record
AUGCAUGGUGAGACAGCAUGGCAGCAGCUAGAAGCGCCUGGUUGGCCGCGGCCACUCCUUUGUCGGUGUAGUGUGGCAAAGGCCCAGGCCAAGGGCAGCAGCGGCAGCGGGGGCCUGGUGCACGAGGACACGUUCCGAGCUUAUCUGUCCGACGGGCUCCGGCUUUGGCGGUAUCAGCUGGCUGUGGAUGAGGCUCAGUCUACCAAUCGCGUGCACAAUGCUGCUAUCGAAUUGGAGACCCCGCGCCUUCUGACGGCCUUGGCGCAGUGCCUGAGUCCAGCUCACGCCCGGCGGUCUUCGAGUCCAGUGAAGGUGCAUGAAGACAUGAGAGGCUGCCUCGUCGUGGAGACAAAGAUCGACCUGUUGCUGUUUGGCGCCACGUCGGUGACCUUUGAGUGGCGGUUCAUCUGCGCCGAGGUGCACGACCAAGCGCUGACUGCACAGCUCUUGGUACAUCCAUACCAAAGAUUGGCCUGCGCCCUCUGGCGCUAUUGUGAGCAGCAGGUAGCUACACAGAUGCGCGAAGGUGCAUCUGGCAACAGCUCGGCUGAUCUUCCAGUCACGUCUUCCAGCAACGCCAACAAGACUGGUGCACCAGGACAGCAAGCGGCGACACAUCACCCGGGAGCGGUGACGCUUGAAGCCUACAAUGCGAACACGCUGCCAUCUCUCGCCGAAGGCGGGCCAAUGCUCACAUCAACACCUGCGCACGAUGUGAGUGCGACGUUGGAGGAGCCAGACGAGCUCGAAGGCUCGAGCAAGGAUGGCUCUUUCCCGCUGUUACCCGGCCCCAGUGCUGCGGCACGACCAAAGGAAGUUGCAAGUGCAACGAUAUCCUCCGAUUCGACUACCCGUUCCGCCCCGACCCCGGUCUCAGCUCCCCCACCAGUGCCGGCCGAGACAGCGCCAGCUGGUGGUCCACCCCCCAAGAAGAAGAAGAAGAAGAAAAUGAUUGCCUAA